AUGGAAGGUACAUAUGUUGAUCUACUGGAAAAGGAGGAAAUAAGCGGAAACAAGAAGGUUUGGGCCAUCGGACCAAUAAUCCCAUCAACAAUACGUCAAGGCAGAAACUCAGCAAGCCGAUGCAAAUGCUUGGAGUGGCUUGAUAAUCAAUCCCCAAAAUCUGUAAUAUAUAUAUCUUUUGGAACGACAACUUCAAUGGCAGAUGAGCAGAUCAAAGAACUUGCUAUCGGGUUACAAAAGAGCAAGCAGAAGUUUAUCUGGGUAUUGAGAAAUGCAGAUAAAGGUGACAUUUUUGCUGGAGAAGUUAUGAGAAGAAAACUACCAGAAACAUUUGGGGAGAGCAUGGAAGGAGUUGGAAUGGUGGUGAGAGAAUGGGCACCUCAACCAGAAAUUUUAGGGCACCCGUCAACAGGUGGGUUUAUGAGUCACUGUGGAUGGAACUCAUGCUUGGAGAGCAUUACUAUGGGGGUGCCAAUAGCGGCCUGGCCAAUGCACUCUAACCAACCACGGAAUACAGUUCUAAUUACAAAAAUAUUGAGAGUUGGCCUGGUUGUAAGGGAGUGGGCACACCGUGAAGAGCUGGUGACAUCCUCAACUAUAGAGAAAGCUGUGAAAAAGUUGAUGGGAACAAAAGAAGGGGACGAGAUAAGGAAGAGAGCUGAGGAGCUGGGCAGCGCCGUCUGGCAGUCUAGGCAGCAAGGUGGUAUCUCUCGCAUGGAGUUGGAUACCUUCAUUGCUCAUAUUUCUAGAUAAGUUGGUUUUCCAUUGGUGUUUCAUCAAUGGAAAUAAUUACAAGAAAAAGAAGAGACUGAGCACAACGUACCUUGAACUGUCUUUGUCUAGUUGUUUAAAGGUUACCUUGAACUUGUAGCUGACUGGAAAGACUCCAGAAUAUUACCAUUUGAACUUCUGGUCGUAAUCUGAGAAGGGAGCUUGUUAUACAUGUGAUUGUUCUUUGUUUAUCUAGGCACCCAAUAUGAUUUAGCUAAAAAUUCACAAACUGGUUUCCAUUGUGAUAGAAGAUGAAGAUCUUCAUUUACAAGCUAGUUCUCCGGGUAAAAUCAUAUCAACAGUGUAAGUGGCAGAAAAUUCCAAUAAUUACAAUUUAUUAAUGAAAAAAUG
Ilex paraguariensis (yerba mate) is the source of this 1122-nucleotide messenger RNA. NCBI's taxonomy places the organism in Eukaryota, Viridiplantae, Streptophyta, Magnoliopsida, Aquifoliales, Aquifoliaceae. The record is from the annotation of a GenBank genome assembly.